AUGGAGUCUCUCACCACCGUUGGUGCUCUGUCCACCUGUAUGGGUGUAUCCACUGUGGAUAAUGCAACAACACCUAUUUACAGUACACAUGUUGACGCUUACGAUGCGGCUUUGCGGCUAAAAGAUGGGAAUCCACCUGCGGAGAGUGUCGCUGUAUCUAGCACGACACAGGGGCAAUCGCAAACACCUUCGUGUACGGAUACUCAAUCACAGGAACUGCUGGAAGUACAGGGACGACAAAAGGCGGGUAAUACCCAUGAUGAUAGUGAUAUUAGUACAGCAGAGAGUCGAAUGUGUGAUUAUAUUUCAGCCGAAAGGAAAAACAGCAGCAGAAGUAGCAAUGAUAGCAGCUAUAAAAUUGAAUCCCGACAAGAAACAUUUUCCGCUUUUAUUUCACGUUGUUGGACAUUUGGAAAGGAUGAGAAAUCACGAGAGGAUCAUCGUUUACGUCCAAAAAGUCUAUAUAAAGGAAAUGCAGAGAAUAGUAGUUUUUUUCAGACACGUUCCCUACACUCUAUGAACCCUAAUGAUUGUGAGGUUGUGGAUGAUGAGGCCGUCGUUGCUCUUGAUAUGAUGCGUGAAUGGGGCGAGAAGGAAAGAGUGGAACUUCUUCUUCGUCAUCCGCGUUUAGAGCAGUUUACAGCUAUGGAACCGCAAACUCCAUUAUCGGCAGUUCUCACUGGUUUCCGUACUCCUGCAACUCCACAAAGUGGGAGAAGUACAACAGGUGGAGCAUUUCACCUUAGAACUCAGUCUUUGAAGGGUAGCACUCCCGCUUCUUUUAAGAGUGUAAACGGCAGUACUGUAUUCUUUGAGAAAAAGACUCUUUCACGUUGUCAUUCUUUUGAAGAUUUGUAUCUCAGGGAUAUGAGGAAUAAGGAACAUUUUUUACCGCAUAAGCUUUCUCGUUGCAUGAGUGCUGAUCAACCGAUGAUGAUGAGACCCUCACAGGAGGAUAAUUCCCUUGUUAGUAUAUCUGAAUCUCCUAUACCUUCUGACACUAAUGUCAAUACCACUGUUAAUACUACUGUUAAUACUACUACUGCUAAUACUAUUACUAAUACUACUGCUGUUGGUGUUGAUGUGUCAGAGGAGAAUAAGUCGGAUACGUUUCAGCAGCAAGUGGUCGAGAUUGAAGAAGAAGAAGAGGAAGAAGCUUUAAGUUGUGGUCAAUACGGUCUUUUUGAUCAAUUUAUGGAAAACUGCAAUGGGGGACUUCACCGGCGAGGUGGACGCCGUGCAGACAGACGCGCACUGCGUGUCAAUGAUGUUUUGUUGGAAUGUCAAUUCUUUGGUAGUGCAGAUAUCCUGCAGGCGCUUGACGAGGGAAGUGAGACAAGGGGCGGUGAACUCAGUCAAUCUGUUAUUGGUCGGGUGAUUGCACUCGCCGAUCGAUCGCUUCGUAGACGUGCCGGUGAUGAAAGUACUGAGAACGAUGAUAGUGAGAGCAGUGUACACAGUAAUACGGAUGAUAUUGUUACUGAUGAUGAUGAUGAUGAGGAUUGGGUGAGUGCGGGAGCUGUGAAGCUUCAAUCGCGGGAAACAGUAGUGGAAGAGGAGGAAUCUGCCCCUGCAGAUGUUCCAAAGUGUGUGUACGCCUCUGCGGCGGAUGAGUUGUGUAGUGUAGUGGAGCUGGGACGCAUGGCGGCCGCCUGUGCGGAGAUUGCUGAUUACUUGAAACCUUCUACAGCAACAGAAGUAACCACAUAA
This is a messenger RNA of Trypanosoma theileri, 1710 nucleotides long. RefSeq lists its product as uncharacterized. Lineage: Eukaryota; Euglenozoa; Kinetoplastea; Trypanosomatida; Trypanosomatidae. The coding region runs from base 1 to 1710 and encodes 569 amino acids. The record is from RefSeq and is a predicted model, not a curated record. The transcript has a single exon.